Molecule: messenger RNA, 1481 nt
Organism: Diaporthe batatas
Lineage: Eukaryota; Fungi; Ascomycota; Sordariomycetes; Diaporthales; Diaporthaceae
Exons: 2
Coding region: 101-847 (248 amino acids)
Biological process (GO): protein import into mitochondrial matrix; protein folding
Cellular component (GO): PAM complex, Tim23 associated import motor
Molecular function (GO): adenyl-nucleotide exchange factor activity; protein-folding chaperone binding; protein homodimerization activity
Source: RefSeq, a predicted model, not a curated record
GGAAAAAAUAAAAAUUUCCUUGCGUCAUAAACCUUUUCCAUUUCCUCAAGACCACAUUUCUCAAACACUGCUUGAGGCUUUCCUCACAAUCAAGCCCGACAUGCUGCGACAAGCCCUGAUCACUCCUUCCAGAGCUCUGCGCUCAUCAGCCAGAUCAAUCGCCCAGAGGCCUCUGGCCCGCCCCCAGACCAUCAUAGCUCCUCUGGCAGUACGAAGGGCACAACCCGCGGUGGCAAGAUGGUAUAGCGACGCUCCUAAGGCCUCGCAAGAAGCCGAGACAAAAGCAGAUGAAUCCGGAGCCAAGCCAUCAUCUGAGGGAGAGGCAGCGCCAGCCGAGGACCCCGCCGUGACAGAGCUUAAGAAGAAGCUGGAAACCAAGGAGAAGGAGGCCACAGACUGGAAGGACAAAUGCCUGCGCUCCGUCGCAGACUUCCGUAACCUCCAGGACCGGACCCAGCGCGAGAUCAAGAACGCCCGCGAGUUCGCCAUCCAGAGCUUCGCCAAGGACCUGGUCGAGAGCGUCGACAACUUCGACCGCGCUCUCUCCAUGGUGCCAGAGGAGAGGCUGAAGGCCGCCAAGGACAAUGACGAGCUUAAGGACGUCGUCCAGCUGCACGAGGGCCUCAAGAUGACCGAGAGCAUUCUCAUGAACACCCUCAAGAAGCACGGCCUGGAGCGCUUCGACCCCGCCGGCGAGAAAUUCAACCCUAACGAGCAUGAGGCCACCUUCAUGAGCCCUCAGGAGGGCAAGGAGGAUAACACGGUCUUCUACGUCCAGCAGAAGGGCUUCAAGCUGAACAGCCGUGUGCUCAGAGCCGCCAAGGUCGGCGUCGUCAAGAACAAAUAAGCUGGGACAUUACUCCAGUUCAGGCACGACACGCGCUGCCUCACCUCUCCUCAUUGUACUACCACCACCACUCUCAUAUGCUACCAAAAGUCUGGCAUUGGCGUUCAGGCGGCUAGGGUGUGAUAACUGCUCCUCUCAUGAUCACGGGGGAAAAAUCUUCAUGGAUGUUAGCAAGGUCACGUUCACGAAUUAGACGAAGGAUCUGCAUAGUUCAUUCUUGUAUAUAGAGACUACCACCUCGCGCUAAUACGGGAAAAGUCCUCCAGGCCUAUGAUAUUAUAAAGGUCCGAGAAAGCAGGGCAGCAGAUAUGAAUACAGGCUGGAUGCCGAUUUCUACCCGGAUGUAACAAACCUCAUCGCAUUGGAGUAACUCGCAUGGUGUUAUCCUCUCCUAUUUUCUAUGAGGGGAAGGGGGUUUCGAGUCCGGGUAUUUCCCGAGGUCCCGUGCAUGGGAAGCAGUAUUCUGACAAGUAUGACUCGCCUUGUGGAGAGACAGGAAACGGUAGCACAAGCAUCAUCCGGAAGUCCAUUCUGGCUCUAUCAACCAUGAAGCCCUGGGGUAGAGUGAUGUCGCCAUUGCGGUGGACAGCACUUGCCUGUACAUUUACGUAAAUUUACAUGAUUAAUUUACUCA